GCAGGGAGGGCGGGAAGCGAAGCAGUUUCGGGAAGCCGCGUCCCCCUCCCCUCCCCGCCGCCGCCCCCCGCCCGAGCCCGGACAGCGGCGGGGGCGGCCUCGGGGAGCCGGCCCGGGGGAGGAGCGGAGCGGAGCCACACGGCGCGGCCGCUCCGCCAGCCCGGCCGGCUCUGCGGGGAGGCGGCUGCCCGAGCGGGGCCGCCCCCGCGCCUCUCCCGCCGCCCCGCGCCGCCUGGACCACUGGGAAGAUGGAUGGGCACGUCCUGGGAUGGAUCGUCCUCCUGUGGCUCGCAGCUGAGGUGGAAGGGUUGCAGGUGACUGUGCCUGAGAAGAAGAAGGUGGCCAUGUUGUUUCAGCCUGCUCUGCUUCGCUGCCAUUUCUCUACUUCCUCCACCCAACCAGCUGUGGUACAGUGGAGGUACAAAUCCUACUGCCAGGACCGGAUGGGAGAAGCUCUGGGGAUGGUGACUUCUGGCUUGCAAACAAUGAGCAAGAGGAACCUGGACUGGGAUCCCUACCUGGACUGUGUGGACAGCAGGAGGACAGUGCGUGUUGUGGCCUCCAAGCAGGGAUCUGCCAUCACCAUAGGAGACUUCUACAAGGAAAGAGACGUCAGCAUUGUCCAUGAUGCAGACCUGCAGAUUGGGAAGUUGAUGUGGGGAGACAGUGGCCUCUAUUACUGCCUUAUUAUCACACCAGACGAUGUGGAGGGCAAGAAUGAAGAAUCAGUGGAGCUGCUUGUGCUUGGCAGGACAGGGCUGCUUGCUGAUCUCUUGCCCAGUUUUGCUGUGGAGAUUAUGCCAGAGUGGGUCUUUGUGGGCCUGGUGAUCCUGGGGGCGUUCCUGUUCUUCCUCCUGGUGGGGAUCUGCUGGUGCCAGUGCUGCCCACACAGCUGCUGCUGUUACGUGCGCUGCCCCUGCUGUCCUGAGUCCUGCUGCUGUCCCCGGGCGCUGUAUGUAGCAGGCAAAGCAGCAAAGGCUGGGUACCCUCCUGCAGUCUCUACCAUGCCAGGUCCAUACUACAUCCCCAGUGUUCCUGUGGCUGGUGUCCCGUCUCCUGCCGUGCUGAUGGAUAAGUCACACCCUCCUCCCUUAGCCCCAAGUGAGGCCAGUGCAGGAAGCCAAAAUGCUGUGCGCAAAGGGUACAGGAUCCAGACUGACAAGGACAGGGACUCCAUGAAGGUGCUGUACUAUGUGGAGAAAGAAUUGGCUCAGUUUGACCCGGCUAGGAGGAUGCGAGACCGAUAUAACAACACUGUCUCUGAGCUGAGCUCACUGCACGAGGAUGACCUGAACUUCCGCCAGCCCUACCGGCAGGCGCGGAGGAAACCUCUGCCCGCCGCAGGGGACGUGGACGGCGACGCUGAGUACUGGGCAGGAGUCGUGGGCGGGGGCAGCACCUCCAGAUCGCAGGCUGUGUCUGAUUACAGGGAUGAGCGGGACAGCUACUGGCACAGCCAGCAGAGAUCCAAGUCGGAGAUGCUGUCCCGUAAGAGUUUCUCCGUGGGAGUGCCGGCCGUGUCCAUGGACGAGCUGGCAGCCUUUGCCGAGUCCUACAGCCAGCGGCCACCGCGCCGCGCUGACAGCCAGGAGCUGCGGCGCUUCGAGCGCUCCGAGUCGCACGGCGGGCGCGGCGGGGGGCUGCCCCGCCAGGACAGCUCCAUGGAGGAAUACUACACCAAGCGCUGCAGGGGCAACCGCGAGCCGCCGGCGGACUCGGAUCGGGGCUGGUCCUACAGCCCGCCCCGCAGACGGGCCCACGAGGAGAAGCACCUUCCCAGGCUGGUGAGCCGGACGCCCGGAGGGAGCCAGAAAUACGAUCACUCCUACCUCAGCAGCGUCUUGGAGAGGAAAUCCCGGAGCUACGACGAGGGCGGCGACCACUGCGCAACCCCCUCAAAGCUGAGCUCGCAGCCCAGCCAGAGAGGAGGGAGCACGUACUACGCCUGGUCGCCACCCUCCACCUACAAAGCCGAGAAGUCGCAGCCGCCGCCGCAGUCGUCGUCCCCCGAGCAGGACGAGGAGGAGGAGGACAGCCUGCCCCCCUACAGUGAGAGGGAGCUGAGCCGAGGCCCUUCCUACAGGGCCAGGGAACAAGCCUACCUCAAUGCCUCUGAGAAGAAGAGGAAAAAGGACCCCAAGAAAACAGUGAGGCCAUGUCUGGUGGUCCUGGUCCAAAUAGGCUGAGCGGAGAGUCACCAGGCAGGGGUUACUAACCAGAGUUGGCGGGCAAGGGGGUUUUCCAGGAGGGUAACACCUGGAGACUGGGUGUACUCCCUGGGGGAAAGGGGGAAGGAACUGUGGGGUAGGAAGCCAGAAGGGGUAAUAGCUCCUACACAGGAGUCCAUGAUGGAGGGGAAAGCCAGAUGUGUGGGGAGGUAAGGGAUAUCUUUGGCAUCUGUGGCCUGGGAAUCCAAAGUGGUGGGAGUUUAUCUAGAGUUCAGGAGGAUUGUGGUAGGGAAGUUACCCAGGCCUUACAGAAAUUAUAGUGCUUUGCUUUGGCCUAGAUCCUUGUUAAGGAAGGGUUGAGAGGCUCUUGUUCUUUUGGACUGGGACAGGGCUGGUAGGAGGGGAUGAUGUAAGAGGUCUUUCUGAAAGGAGUGAGAUCACAGACUCCCAUGGGUGCGUGGGCCCAUGGGCUUUGUGGGGGCCAUCUGUGCCAAAGGCAUUCCUCACCCAGGACACCAGCAAGUGCAAAACAUCCUGCCACGGGCCAAGCUAGUGAGGACUGAUGAGUUUGUGUUGUUGGGGAAGGGGAUCUUCCCCAUCUAACCCAGCUGGGGAACUCUGUACCAUGAGGGAGACCUUAUCAUUAGAGUAGCUUGGCUGUGGGAGAGAGGACUGGUUUGUGAGUGGACAAAGAUGUUGCUGUUUAGUUGUGUCUCUUGUCAAAGCUUUGUCUGUCCCUUUGUCUGUUCCAAUGAGAGCUUUCCUGUUGACGUUUAAUCUUCUCUCUCUCCUCUCAGAAUGAUUUCCCAACAAGGAUGUCCCUUGUGGUUUGAAGUUGUUGUGGACCUGUCAUGUUGAUGGGCUGGAUAUCAUGAGGUGACUGCAGUGGAGAAGAUGCAGAGCAACAAGCAAGACAUGCCUCUGUGAACCUUUGCAGCCACCAGCCAUGGACUGUUUCAAUUUUUUGUUUCAUCCGGGGGAGCUGAGGCUUUUGUAAGAGACAGAAUCCCAUGGACAGCACUCGAUCUCAGAGGCUCUGGGAGUUUGCCAGGAAAAUGAGGCUAGGGCUCUCUUUGGCACCCUGUUUUCCAGUGCCCUCCAUUCUGUGCUGGACAGCAGCCACGUCCCUACUGCCCCUGCAGCCCUGAACUACAAGUGAGGCUGCCCUUGUGCCUCUUGCCCUGUCCCAUGAGCAGAGGGAGGCGUGUGCACCUCUUGCUCUCUCUCCUCAGUUCUCUUUGGAUCAAAAUUGCCUCCAUACUUAAAGCCUAUCUGUAUCACCCCUGUGCUGGGAGGAGGCCUUGUUCUUACAACUGCAGACUGCCUCCAGCUGAUCAGGCCCUAAAUCACGAAAGAAAGUCCACAUCCUUUCAGACACUGUAAGAAAAUGACUGAUGAGAUGUUACCUUGAUAAGGGCUGAAUGGGGAAAAAGACAAUUAUGAGCUGGUUUGUUUAAUAUAUUUAGUUCUGUUCAUUGUGUGAUGAGAGUUGCAGGUGAGAUUGAUGUAUUGUUUUGAAAGUGGGUCAAAGUAGCUUUUAUUGUGAUUGAGAGCAUGAUUUGUUUCCCCCCUGCCCCAAACUGUGUUUUGUUUUGAUGCUGUUGCGUUUCCUUGCAGCUCAAUUGACCCUGUAGAGUUUCAGGCUGGAGUACCUACUCCACUGUUUAAAAAGCAGUGCUCUAGCCUUCCUAGUGCUCUGCUUCCAGCACCACCAGACACCUCUGCCACUCCAGUGAGUGGCCUCUUUGUUUCAAGGAAGCAAAAAGGGGACAGUCUCUGAGAGGGCAGCUGCACACCUUCAUCCUGUGCCACUGCUAUCACUCCUUUCUGGGAAUAGUUUCCCAGAAGAAGCUACUACUGAAGAGAGCAGUAACAGCUGUGGGAAAAGAAUAAGCACUGUGGAUGGAUACAAGAUUUGCAAGUCACCCUUUUCACUUUAAACCAUUCCAUUCACGUUGGUUGGGAUGUGGUUUUAGUGGUUGUUGUCUCAGGAAUAGCUUUAUUUAGAAGUGAGUGCUUCACACCAUUUGGAAGCCUGACAUUCUGGUUUUCAUAGGGCAUUAUGCAGUCAUUUAUUUAGCUGCUAAAAUCAUCAUGUGAGAGAAGAUGAUGGGAACAUUUUAAGGUCCAGUACCUUGAUCCCUUUUACACCUCGAAACAACUUAGUGCCCUGUUGUGUUACAGACAUUAUCAGCCUCUGAAAUGGCAUCUUUGUUGUUCCUCUGGGAAUUUGGGAAUCUGUCUGGCCUCAGAUGCUCAUACUGCAGUACUGUUUGGAACACAGGGUUUAUUAAUGUCACUGCUGUUCUCCAUAAAAAAUGAAUAGAUUAAUUUCCGUAUUACUCAUUUGCCAGAUACUUCACCCACCAGGAAUGGUCAGGGGAGAGGAAAAAUAAUCUCCACAGAUUUGAUGACAGUUUUCCUGUGAGAAGGUGAAAAGGAUUGAUGUGAUUGAUGAAAGGAUGACGUUCUUCUCCCACACUCCUCUAGUGAUGACUGUAGUUUUGGAAAUCCCAUUCCUGGGUCUUCCUGGCCAGAGAUGGAUUAGCCAGCAGGAACAUAUGAUUGUGGAAUUGCAGAUUUGUUUGUGCAGGAGGUAGCCUUUAAAAAUUUAAAAAUUUAAAGUUUCAACCCUCUGCCAUGGGAAGGGAUGUCUUCCACAUAUGAGUUUGCUCAAAGCCCUGUCCAACUGGGCCUUGGACACUUUCAGGGAUGGGACAUCUGCAGCUUCUCUGGGCAACCUGUUCCAGUGUCUCAUCACCCUCACAGGAAAGAAUUUCUUCCUUGUAUCUAAUCUAAAAUUGCCCUCUUUUACUUGAAAAAUCAAUGCCCUGGUAGAAAGCCCAUCUCCACCUUUCUUGUCGGUCCCUUUAGGCACUGGAAGACUCUAAGGUCUCCACAGAACUUUCUAUUCUCCAGCUUAACAGCCUGAAUUCUCUCAGCCUGUCUUUAUAGAAGAGGUGUUCCAGCCCCCUGACCAUUUUUGUUUCCCUCCCCUGGACGUGCUCUAUCAGGUCUCUGUGUGGGUGUCCCCAGAUUUGAACACAGUACUCUGUGUGGGCUCUCAAGAUAAUGGAGGAGAAGGAAAUUCCACUCCUCGGCCUGCUGGUCACUCACCUGAUGCAGCCCAGGAUAUGGCUGGCUUUUUGGGCUGUGAGAGCACGUGGCUGGCUCAUGUGUAAUUCUAAUUCACCACUAUAAAACCUAGAAUUGUAGAAUGGUUUGGAAGAGACCUUAAAAGACCAUCUAGUUCCCCAAGUCCUUCUCAGGGCUCCCAGUCCAUUCUUCCCCCAGUGUGUAUCAACACCAGGGGUUGCCCUGACUCAGGUGUAGCACCCCACACUUGGCUGUGUUCAGCAGGUGGCUGCCUCUGAGGUCUCUGAGGCCUUGAAAAGUCUACAGAGCUACACUACACGCUGUUCUAAAUCAAACAUUUCAUUGCUUGACAUGAGGAUGCUAGCAAGCUGAUGUUUUCUUAGUCUGAAAACUUUGGCAACCCCUGUGCUAUGAAUUUCAAGGGAGCUUAGCCUGCUAUCGUUUCCAUCAGACCCAGGAAACAGUUGACAUAGAAAUUUGAAAGUGCAUCUGACAAUGCCAGAAAGGGGCCAAAUCAGUGCUUUUACAGUCUCUGAAUACCUCUAUCUUUUAAAUCAUACUGAAAGCCUGAGCAUUGCAAUCUUCUCAUUUCAGUUAUGUUCCAUCCCUUAUCUCAGUCACCGUAGUUUAUUUGAUCAAGCCCUCAGGAAUGAGUUGUGUGUAUUUAAAAUACAAGUCUUCAUUUAUCUGAGUCAGUUUUGUUUGUUCAGUGCUGGUACUUUAGGGCAUCUGUACACUGUAUGUAAGAAGUUGCCAUUUGUGUAUCUAGCUUAUAAAUAAGUAGUUGCAAGCUAAUUCUUUUAAGAAGACACUUUUAAUUGUACAAACAACUGUUUGUGAGAAUUUGGAAACAUCUCUUGGAUCCAAGUACCUGGAAAAGUAUUCAAGAUUUUAUGUCUAGUGAUUGUGUGAGUUUUACCAGAUGAUAAAAGUUUCAGUUGCAGAAAAGAAGGUCUUAAUUCCCAGAAGUCAAAUCUGAGCAGCAGCAACCUUGCUCUAAAAUUUUGGAUUUUGUAUCUCUCUGUACAAAUCUGCAGGAAUUUUCAGUUACUGAUCAUGUCUGUCCUCAGGCCACCUUUAUUUUUCCCAUUAGAAAUGUGUCUGCAGCAGCAACAAAUGGACCAAAUCAAGAAGUGAGGGGUGACUGGAGUGUCUGCACAGCCACACAACCCUAAUGACCUGUGACUCCUGCAGCAGUGGAGCAGGGGGCCAGAGACUGACAGACAGCUCGAGAGGAGCCUCAUGUUUCAGGAGAGGAGUAAUGAUUUGUGUCUGUGCCAUCUUUCACAACACCUGCAGAAAGCUGGCGCUGGGAAAUAAUGAGCCUGGUUAUUAUGUGGUCUCAAAUUAUAAGUUUUCCAGUGAUGAAAUUUUAUUGCUGGGCAUAAAAUUAAAAUCCUUUUCUUACUGGAUGUGGAUGUCUGGGUCAUGUCAAGGACAUGGAGAGUUUUGUGGUCUUAAAAUCAUAACAUCACAACAGUGACUUGCUGAGAAAACAGAUGAUGAGAGAAUCCUGUUAAAAUUUAAAAGAGCCCCUAGACCAAAAGCAGAAUCAAGCUUUAGCAUUAGAUUUGGCUGUGCUGUCAAUAAAAGUGAUCUUGGCUACUGAAAAAAGAAGGGUUUGACAUAAUGGAAUGGGAAAAUAAGUACCAAUGGUAAUGACUUCUCAUCAAUCCCAUUAUUCCUUUAAAGUACAUUGUAAAAGUUCCAAUGAGUGGCUUCAGUGAACAUCCUCAGAACACUCCAUUUCCACUGAAAUGGAAAAUUAACAAAAUUAGCAUUCUGAAUACUUUAAAUUUUUGAGAAACUCUGAACAUUUAUAAGCUGAAACAGGCAGCCAGAGCUACUUAGGUCUUUGUGCUGGCAUAUGGUACAGGGGACUGGGGCUGUACCAUCCCCACCUUUGUUACUGGAGUUGGGUCAGGGGUGGCCAUCAGCAGUGCACCCCAGAGCUGCAACUCUGAGAGAUAAAGGACAGCUGCUGGGAGAGAUCCCUGACAAGGAGCAAUCACAAAAUAUUUCAGAAUUCAAACCUUGUCACAAACUGUUCCAGGUACAUAAACACAGCACCACGGUGUUUAUCAUGCCUGGACUAUUCUGAAAAUAAUUUUAAUGAUGUGGAGAUUGUUGAGAAACUGCACGGAGCUGUCUUUUUCUCUAGGUAGCUUUGACACCAGAUGUGUGUGAGGAUCCUUCCUUGGUCACCAUGUACAGGGUUUGGAACAUGUGGAAAUAAAAGCUAAAGGGGCUUUAGCCCAUUUUUUACUGCUGCAGAUUUGCCCCUAUAAUUCCAGAAACCUCUGUGGUGUAGCAUCUCCAUCAGGCUCUACUGGCUGUAUGUGCUUUCUACAGCAGCUGUGAUGUUGAAACCACCCUCAUCGUCACCUGAGGCUUUCUCAUUUCCUGGAAGAUCAGAAAAGGUAUCUAUUGCAUAAUUUGGAGGAACAGCUACCAUUUUGAUUUGAUCUCAAAAAUGCCAGCUGGAUUAUCCAGCAUUAGAAACAGCAAAAAUCUAAAGAAUAAAGUUAGCUAAUACUAAAGGAAGGAACCUGCCAUGAUUCCUAUAUGAAUUCUCUCAUGACCUUUAUAAUUCUUUCUGACAUUCACCUCUGCCUGCACAGGGGCCUUUGCCAGGGGAGGCCAUCACCUCUCCCUUUUGCCUGUCAUUUUUUGUCAUGCUUGUAAUGCCUCUCUGACCUCUCUGCUUUCCCUUGGCUAUUUCCAGUCAGCCUUCAUUGUGGUGCCUAGGGGUUCCAGCCAGUUUGGAUGUAGAAUGAGUGGCACUUUGUAAAAAGGCCCUUUUACCUCCUAUAAAAACAGAAAUUACAGAAUGCCCACAACAAAACCCCAAGCCUUCCAGAUAUCCUCUCAAGCCCAAGCAGAGGUGUUACUGGAAUAAUUUUAAAAAUUAAAUCUGAACUUAAUUUCAAAAUUUCAUAAAUUCAAAUGUCAUAAUUUCUGUCUUGUUUUCAACCCCAGGGCAGCUGCAGUCAGAGCUGUGGAGUACAAACAGCAGGAGUAAAUGCAUUCAGGUUUUGCUGUGCUCGGUGAGAACAGUGCAGAGAGGAGCAGCAUUUAAUGAGUCAGAAAGCAAAUGGACUUGCAAGGUGCUAUUACUUACAUGUGGCUUAGAAGUGUGAACUAGAAGUCGACAGGUUUGGCUUAAAAGCAAAAUUCAGUCCAGGAAAACUUAAGCGCUGGCCCAGGGGUACAAUCCUCUUGCUGUUUACAGAUGGGCUGGGCUUUUUUUCCUUCCUCUAUUGCUGCCUACCACAGCCAUUUCCCAGCCAUUACACAGUGAGUGAGUGGCUUUCUUUGCUGCUGUUAUUUUGCUGUUAGAUUGUCCUCCCCUGUAAUGAACUUUUUCAAUAUGAAGGGGAGAAGGACGUAACAAUACUCUAUAAUGAAAAUGUAACACUUUUAUAGCUUUUUGGGAGACAUCCACAUCCCCAAUUACCAACGAUUAUACAUUUGCCAUGCAUACAGUAUGGAAGUCAUUGCCUUUGAGUUGUCACCAUGGAGAAUAAAAGCAGGAAAAGCUCCCACCAAUCUGGUUUUUUAUUAUCCUGCAGGCAAAUAAUUUGCCCAAUCUUUGCUAAGAUACGAGGAGUUUACAUGAGUAGUUUUCAACCCAUUUUUUUGAUUAAUGGGCAGUAAACCAAAUAUUUUCCAGUGGAGCAGCUGACCCUUCAUAAAUCUACCAUUCACAGGAUAACAGACAAAAACAUUCUGCCCAGCAUUUUCAUACAAAAAAUCCAUGGAGGUACCCUAUGGAGGCACACUCUUUCAGAGAAAAGAUAAACUCUCCCCUGCUCUUGGAGAUGUUAAACCUUAUUUUUUUUUAUUCAGAAAUUUUUUAUCUUUUUAGUACAGACAUGUUCUUUUCUUUUGGCCUCUUUUUCCCUAGGUCUGCAGUACUCUGGACUGAUGAUUUCUGUGUCAUAAACAAACUUCAUUUGAAUCCUCUCUCAGUGUUCUAAAUAAUGGAUUAAGACUUAACACUGUUUGUAGGUGUAACCUGAACAGCAUUUACAUGUUUAGAUUGUGUCUGAUAGGUGUUAUCAGCAGUCAGGUGCAGGAGAAGCAGCUUCCAGCUCUGCUCUGUAUUUCCCUGUGCAAGACACAGCAUCCCUUGGCUCUGAGAAUUGUCACUCAUCCUCUAUUUUACAACCUGUAAAAGUGCUCAGUGUUUCUUUGGGCUUCUUUAUCACUCCUCCCUCACUUAUCCUCCCCUGCAGAAGUCUCCUAGACAGCAUGGAGCAGGAAAGGUGCCCAUCCACACCUCAAAGUCUCAUGAGGGUGAAGAAGACCUGACAACAGAAACACUGAGCGCUCAGCCAGCUCAGAGCUCUGCAGGAAGUCACCUCUGGGUGGGAAAGGGUUUGUGCCAGCCAAGGCAGAGGUGCCCUGCCCUGGUUACAACUUGCACUCUUCCAUGCCCAGUCACACUUAUCCAUGAGCACCUGCCUGUAGGUACAGGUUUGUGAUUCCUGAAUUAGAGAAAGGAGUCUGAAAAAAUUGCCUCAAAGGACACAGGACCACUUAUUACAGCAGUGUAAUGUUUUAAUUUAGUCCUUGCUGUGUGACAGAAAUCCUUUCUGCUUACAGGUCAAGCUGGUUUCCAUCAGCCUCUCCAGAGCAGGUGGGAGUGAUUUUCAUGUCCCAGUUGUCAGAUCUUCUCUUUCAGCAACCAAUCUCUCAGUGCACUUGUCUCUGAAUAGGUACUCCAGGCUAGUGAGAGGCAGAGCUCCAACUGGUUGCAUUUUACACUCAGGAGCCUGCUAAAUCAUUAAUUAAUUUAGUCUCUCAAAGUUCUGUGCUUCCUGGCAAAACCAGAAUGUGUGUUUCUGCAGGCCUCAGGCCUGCUCACCUUGGAAUUACAAGUUUUGGUGAGGACUUUAAACAUCCAGUAGGGUGGAGAUCAGGUAAAGCAGCAGCACAAAAAGCUAAAAGCUUUACCUUGUGUAAAGUGUGUAAAAGAUGUGCAAAGUGUGUAAAGAGUGUAAAGAUACACUGCCCACUGCCGUGUCCUUCCUAGGGACCAGUAUGUCUAUUUGUCAUUACUAAAUGUAUGUGCAGUGACAGGAAAGACACCCAUGGUCCUUGCAAAUGGGCCUCUGACAGGAGGAUGUAGGGGGAAGUAUGGGUUACAGCCAAGUCAGCCAAGUGAGAAUGCUCAGAGGCCUCUGGCACCUGGGACUGUGCCCUGUUGGGAAGGACAUAGCCCAGCAGGAUUUAGUGCUGCUGGCUCUGGGCUGCCCUCGUGGAACAGCCCUGCUGCUCACAGCACCCCUGACAAAGGCUUUGCAACCCCUCUCUCAUCUUCACGUCACUGAUUCUACAGGGAGGGUGAGGGCACUAAAAUGAAGGCUAUCUUAGCUAUGUAAACUCCUCCUGGAUUUCUCUUUCAGGUUUUUGGCAAUCUUAGACUUUGAAGAGUAGGCCUAUGCAGUUAAAGUUCGAGCAAUACCUGUCUAAAAUGCAGGUCCUGCAAAUCUUCAUGCAUGAACUGGGCCACCAGUUACUGAGUGCAUACAGAAAGGGAGUGUGAACCUGCUACUUGGAACACUUCUCUUAUGACCUGGAGUCCCAGCUUCUUGAGCUGAAGCUUUCAGCACAGUCAAGGAUUUCUAAGAAAGCAGAACUCAAAUUUGUAAACCCACAGUGCACACAACAUCCCCGUGCAGCCAAUUUACAGAGGAAGCAAUGUGCAGCUCUGGCAGCCAGAACCAACUGAUGCAACUUGGAACUGCAUCUUUGUGGAGCUGAGCUGCCAAGGCUUGGAGAGCACUUGGUCCCAUGCACUAAAAGGCCUUCACCUCAUGGAUAGAGUGGCAGAGCCUAAGGUAUGUUUUAAUUAGUACUGGGGAAGGGAAAUUAUGAAAUGUGUUUAGGGUUUGUGAUUUUUUUUUUCUUUUUUUCCUCUUUAAAUAGAAAUACAUAUUUAUAUAUAUAAUUUUUUGUCUUUGCUCCUCAGAAGAGAAAUCUGAGGCUGCCUUCUGUUCAGGCUAAUGUGGUGCUUGAAUGAACAAUUUCAUUCCCCAGUUUCAGUAAAAUGCAGCCUAGGCUGGUUCUUGUGAAUAGCUGUAAAAGGAAAGUUACUGUAGCAGAGCUCUGUAAUCAAGAGGUCUCCAUGGACAGCCUGUCAUCCUGAUGAGAGACACUUUAAUUAAGAAAAGAUGAUGCAUUGUAGAUGAAACAAUUCCUACGUGUCCCAGCUUCCCUCAUCAUAUCAAUGAGCCUGAAGCUACAGAGCUCCCAACAACAAGGGACUUUAGUGGAUUUCAAGAGAAUUAUAAGUCUAGAAGUUCAACACUCAAGCAUGUGCAGCAUGCAGAGAACACAUUUCAAAAUGUGUUUGAAGAGCAGAAGCCUAGUUUUGUACUACUUCAAAGAUCUUUGAAAGGCAGAGUGUGGAUAACAUCCCAAGUAUUGCUGGGAAGAUCUGAGAUCCACACAAUUCUGUGAAAAGCUCAACCUUACUUGCAAGAAAAUCAAUUAAAAGCUGCCCUUGCAGCUAAGCUUAAUUGAUUUCCUGUUUGAGCAUCUCAGUUACACUUGAUUUCAUGAUUAAGCUUGUUCAGAUUAAUGGGAAAACAGAAAAAAAUCAUGGUCAAAAUACCAGACAAACUGUUUAGGUGAGCGAGGGAGAACACUGGUGUUUGUGAAGCAGCCAAUAGGGAGAGUCUGGAAAAGGAAAACAGCUGCCUGCAGAUUAACACUAAAUUCAAGCAAAGUGAAGGGUAACACACUGGUGUGCUUCAGCAACCCAAGUGGCAACACAAAAAAUGCUGCAUGAGCAUCGAUCAUCUUACUCAGCUGACUGGGACUCUCAUGUUGUCUACACCCAUGUGUAACACAGCCCCAGGGAGUGAACCUGGGUGCUGCCCCUGCCCAUCUGCUCUGCAGAAGGUAUUAGUGUACUAUAUUCUAUAUAUAUCAUGUACUCUGGAAUAAGAUUGUUUGCCACAGCCCACAUUCAGUCACUCCCACUGCCAGAUGAAUAAGGCUGUCCAUGCAGGCACUUGCUGCAAGAUCUGCAAGUCUAGAAGACGAGGGCACAAGGUGCACCAAAUCAAUAUGUGGUCCAGGCUACAACAAGUUAGGUGUCAAUCUGGCAUUUUUAGAACAUGACAGCCAGCUCUCUGAGAAGUCAUGCAGUCAGGCAAGUCCUCACAGCAGUUUUGUUUGCCAUUUCCAGAAAGGGGCUGAUCCCAAAAUGGCCUGCUCCCUGUUCUUCCUGUAUCUCAAUGAAUGUCUAAGAGAGAAUAUGCAAAGUGUGGGACAGAAAAUGUCCUCAGAUGUUCAUAGUUCUCCCACUCUGCCUGGCUCCCUUCAGCUAAGGGAACCUGAAUUAACCAUGCAAUGAUGCUGAAUUGGAUGGUGUGGGCUCUGAACCAUGGGGUUUGUAGUGACUGAACAGAGACAUCACAAAGUGCCCUGGCUUGCCAUGGCAGGAGUGGAGAGUGAGGGCACAGGGGCUGAUCAGCAGCAGUGUCUGUGUGAGGACUUACUGGUGCAGAUAAUGCCCAUCAGCAGGUUCUCCAUGUGCCUAGUUUGAAAAACGAACAGAAACAGUGUUAGAGCAGAACAACUCACCUGAGCUUGGCUUCUGUGCCUCUGGCACCUUUUACUCUGCAAAUGUCACCACCCUGGCCUUGCUUUGUCCAUUCCACAAAUGUACACAGUUGGCUGCGACUCCAACUCUGAGGCAAGAGACAUCUUUUCAGCCACUUUACAGGGGCAGAAUUACCAUUCAGAAUAAAUAAAUGUUUUGGUGGCAGCAUGUGCAGCAAGGACACCACCAAAAUGAAUUGUAGUUUCCAUCCUCUGGUGGCAGUGGACUUUCUGAUGGGGCUGGGAAUGCAGAAAUAACAAAGGCAGUGUGUCAGGCUCUUUCAGGUCUAGCCCUUCUUAGAAACAUAAAAAAAAAAAAAAAAAAAAAAAAAAAAAAAAAAAAAAAAAAGAGGAAGAAAA
This is a messenger RNA of Prinia subflava (tawny-flanked prinia), 13241 nucleotides long. RefSeq names its product immunoglobulin like domain containing receptor 2 (gene ILDR2). Gene Ontology annotation, biological process: pancreas development. Gene Ontology annotation, cellular component: membrane. The record is from RefSeq and is a predicted model, not a curated record. Lineage: Eukaryota; Metazoa; Chordata; Aves; Passeriformes; Cisticolidae. Bases 249 to 2186 code for a protein of 645 amino acids. The transcript is spliced from 9 exons.